CAGAUGCAAUAUGUCAGAUGCAAGAUGUCAGAUGUCCGAUGCAAGAUGUCAGGUGCAAGAUGACAUCAGAUAAAAGCACGUGUCGUGUUGGUCAGCGGUCUACUUUCUAGAAAUUACAGAGUUCAGCAAGAUGGCAAGCGGCGCGAACGAAAAUAAGGUUGUAACAUUUCUUCGCGAAGAAAUUCAAGCUGACGAUUCUAUAAUCCAAAAAUUUCUGUUGGAAAAGGUUGAUGACAAAACUGUUACAUUGCUAAGCCACGAGGAUCUUAAGACUUUAGGUAUUGACUGUCUUGGGGACAGAUUAUUAAUCAUUAACCAUUUCAAAAACUCUGUUCGUGAAGAAAAAUUGGAACGUGUGCGGUCCCUCUUAGAUGCAAGCAAAAAAAGGAAGCAGAAAAGUACUAAUAAUGCCUCAACGAGUAAGAAUGCUCCCACUCUGACGUACUACUUUGGAUGGAAGCACUGGAAUGAGUCUAGAAAGGAGUAUAUCCAGAAAAAGACAAAUAAUGGUGGGGGAUCCAGAGAGUGCAAAUUACCAAGGAAUGCUUCCAAAGAAGAAUGUAUGUCGAAAGCGAAAGAGUUUUUCUUUCCUGAGGGUGAGAGUCCGGAAGGUCGUCAAGAGCUUAUGACUUUUAAGCUCACAGGAAUUGAGAAGGAAAUUGAUGAUGAUUUCAAGUACGAAGACUACAAGAGAGACACGGGUCUUUCAAGGCCAAGGCUGUUCUUGUGCAGUCGUCGACGUAUCAGCUGCGGCAAAGCAAACAACCUAGAAGACAGUGACAGUGACAGUGAUCUUCUUAAAUCAGUAUUUGAUAGUGGCUAUGCAGACUCUGAAGCAGGACCUUCUUUUGAAUUUGACAAGGCAGCUCUCGCGGACAUACUAGGGACAAGUAGAGAAGACAACCAAAGUGAAUUGAUCGGCACAUCUGAGGAGAGAAAAGCCAUUUUCAAGGAACAGCUAGAACAGUUAGAGGAAUCAAGCAGAAUAGACAAGGAAAAAGAUCGUCUGCGUCUAGAAGAAGAGCAGGAACUAACCAAGCAAGAAGAAAUACGCGAAAAAAGAAGACGGCGAGUGCUUGAUGAACCCGCCCCUGGGGAUCAGUCGGUAGAGGUACGUAUACGACAUCCUCGCAUGGGAGUCUUAAAGAGAAGGUUUCACGUAAGAUCAAGUGUACAAGCCGUCUAUGAUUGGGCAGGGUCGGUUAGUGCAACGCCUUUGUACUUUCAGCUAUGCAAGUAUCCAAACACUGUUAUUUAUCCUUCCGAUGAAAUAUCACAAGCAUGCAAUGAAAUCCUUAAUGUGGUUUCAAGAGGACAGCCCGUGCCUCUUUCGGUCGAAGAGGAUUCUGUGACCAUAAAUGACGGGCAAAAGCUCUACAUCGAUAUCGAUAUGGAUGACACAAUACCAGAUGCUCUUCAUAUCGGGCUAUCUGAUACACCACCACAAAUGCUGUUGGAAGACGACGAACCAAUGACGGAAGAAGAAGCCAUUGCCCUUACCCAUUACAACGUCUUAAACAAAAAAAGACAAAAAGAAUUGUCCAAGUACCUCAAAACAAAUAUUGUGGAAAUAGAUAAAGAUCACAUUGUUGAAGAGAUUCUGAAACUAUACAAAGACACGUCGCUACUGCAAAACUACUUAGAAAUUGAAUGUGGACUGACUGCCACAGGCGAUGGAGUGCUCAGAGAAAUGCUCACGAGUUUUUGGGAGAAAUUCCUGAUGCGAAAUGGGGAAGGAAGUAGAGAAAUACCCCUUCCACUUGGCCCAAGCAUUGCACGCGAAACGUAUGAAAUACUUGGAAGAAUUUAUCAUCAUGGAUUUAUGCUAACGGGAAGCUUUCCUGUUACAAUUCCCAGGGCGUCUAUCCAUUACGCCCUGUUUGAUUGCGUUAAGGAUGAAUGCCUUGAAGAGUCGUUCCUGAACACUCUCCCUGCCAAGCAACGCGAAACACUUUCCGCUGCUCUUUCCAGCAAAUCAGCUGCAUCAUUCCCUGAUAAAAUUGUGUGCGAUAUUCUUGAAGAUUAUGGCAACAUGAGAUGGCCGUCCCAAGAGAACAUAUGUUCUAUUGUCAAGGAUGUUGCCGUACAUGAGUUGGUUGCUAAGCCUGCAAUGGCUUUGCAGCAGUUUCGAAGUGGAAUGGGAGAGUUUUGGAAGGAUGUGCCACCGCAGGAAAUUGAUGCAGUGUACAAGCUGUCUCAGCCAACCUCACGUAGAGUCAAGGCAGCCCUUAGAGGUAAUCCUCUAACCAAGAAGGAAGAGUCUGUACUGAGAUGGCUGAAGUUGUUCAUUGAUGAGUGUGGCGAUAAGAUGCUACGGAGGUUUCUGGUUUUUUGCACGGCAUCAGAUAGCCUAGCGCCCGAUAAAACUAUUCAAGUUCGCUUCGAGUCAAUGCCAAGUGCAGCAAUCAGACCGAAGGCGCAGACAUGUUUCCGAAUCCUGAUCCUGCCAACCAAUUUCUGUGGCUAUGCAGCAUUUCAGGCCAACAUGGACAUAUACCUGACUUACAGAGACGCAUGGGAAAUGAAAGACUAUUAAAGUUGAACGGAAUUCAUAUAUAUUUGUUACAGUUCUGGAUGAUGCUUUUGAAGUAGAGUUUUUUGUUGUUGUUGGAAAGUCUGCCAGCAGGCCAAAUGUGAACGACCACGUUCACAUGACUUUGAAAUAGCUUCGUCUAUUACCUACGUCUAUUGCAUGACAGACAACAAGAGGAUUUGUUAUAUAUAUUUGUUACAGUUAUGAAUGCCUCUGCCGUUCAUUGAAAUAGCUACGCACAUGUCAAAUAGCUACGUGUAUUGUAUGACUUAAAACAAAACAGUGGGUGUUACUGACAAAAGAGAAGCUUAUGUGCGAGCUUUACAUCGUUACUUUUUUUAAUAAAAAUUUCAUACAUCA
Molecule: messenger RNA, 2893 nt
Organism: Nematostella vectensis (starlet sea anemone)
Lineage: Eukaryota; Metazoa; Cnidaria; Anthozoa; Actiniaria; Edwardsiidae
Exons: 4
Coding region: 131-2536 (801 amino acids)
Molecular function (GO): ubiquitin-protein transferase activity
Source: RefSeq, a predicted model, not a curated record